ACACACACACAAAGACACACAAACACACAGCAGCAGCAGAUCCUGGAGCUGGCUGGGGAAGGAAGGAAGGAGGCAGGGCAAGGUCCAGGGAGCCUUUUCGUGGUGGAUCGGGCCCCUCUGCAUCUCCCCCUCCUUCCUCCUUGGGGGGCAAUAAAAGGGGGUACACAAGGCUGGCGGUCCCUCGGAAGCCCCACGCGGUGGAAGUGGUAGUCCAGGGAGGAUGUGAGCCAUUGGAGAUCCAUGGAAGAGGAGGAGGAGGAGGAGGAAGGCAGAUGGAGGGGGACCAGCCUCUCCCCGGACCCCCACGGCUGCUAUGGGGGGUCUCUGCGGUGGAGGAUGGCUGGAGCAACGCAGAGCUGUUUGAAAUGAUUGAGAAGAUGCAGGGAAGCAGGAUGGACGAACAGCGAUGCUCCUUCCCUCCGCCUCUCAAGACGGAAGAGGAUUACAUUCCCUAUCCCAGUGUCCAUGAGGUCCUGGGGCGUGAGGGUCCGUUCCCCCUCAUCCUUCUGCCCCAAUUUGGGGGCUACUGGAUCGAAGGCACCAACCACGAACUGACCAGCGUCCCCGAAACGGAGCGGCUCCAGUCACCUACCUUCAAGGCGAAGCUGGAGUGCAACCAUAUGGCCAGGAUCUACCGGAAGCACUUUUUGGGAAAGGAGCACUUCAAUUACUACUCCAUGGACACGGCGUUGGGACAUCUAGUUUUCUCCCUCAAGUACGACGUCAUUGGGGACCAAGAGCACCUUCGCCUCCUUUUGCGGACAAAAUGCCGGACGUACCACGACGUGAUCCCCAUCUCCUGCCUGACGGAGUUCCCAAAUGUGGUCCAGAUGGCAAAGCUGGUCUGCGAAGAUGUGAACGUGGACCGCUUUUACCCUGUCCUGUAUCCAAAGGCCUCCCGCCUCAUCGUGACUUUCGACGAACACGUCAUCAGCAACAACUUCAAGUUUGGGGUCAUCUACCAAAAGCUCGGCCAGACUUCGGAAGAGGAGCUCUUCAGCACAACGGAGGAGAGUCCAGCUUUUGUGGAGUUCCUCGAAUUCCUGGGCCAGAAAGUCCAGCUGCAGGACUUCAAGGGGUUUCGGGGCGGUCUGGAUGUGACCCAUGGCCAAACGGGGACUGAAUCUGUCUAUUUCAACUUUCGGAACAAAGAGAUCAUGUUCCACGUCUCCACCAAGUUGCCCUACACAGAAGGAGACACCCAGCAGCUCCAGCGCAAGCGGCACAUCGGCAACGACAUCGUGGCCAUCAUCUUCCAAGACGAGAACACGCCCUUCGUCCCCGACAUGAUCGCCUCCAACUUCUUGCAUGCCUACAUCGUGGUGCAAGCCGAGAACCCUUGCACCGACAACACGCUAUACAAGGUCUCUGUCACGGCCCGCGACGAUGUGCCUUUCUUCGGUCCCCCGUUGCCCAACCCGGCGGUUUUCCGAAAGGGCCCCGAGUUCCAGGAAUUCCUCUUGACCAAGCUGAUCAACGCCGAGUAUGCCUGCUACAAAGCGGAGAAGUUUGCCAAACUAGAAGAACGGACGCGGACGGCCCUCCUGGAGACCCUCUACGAGGAGCUGCACAUCAACAGCCAGUCCAUGAUGGGUCUCGGGGGCGACGAGGACAAGAUGGAGAACGGCGGCGGGGGCAGCGGGGGCUUCUUUGAGUCCUUCAAGCGCGUGAUCCGCAGCCGCAGCCAGUCAAUGGAUGCCAUGGGCCUGAGUGGCAAGCGCCAAAACACGGUCUCCACCAGCCACAGUGGCAGCUUCGGACACAAUAACCCGGACAUCGCCAAAGCGGCCGGCAUAUCAUUGCUUGUCCCUGGGAAAACGUCAAGUAGGUAUGGACGCCGAGGCAGCGCUAUAGGAAUAGGAACUAUAGAAGAGUCCCUGAUCGUCCCUGGGAAGAGCCCCACGCGCAAGAAAUCGGGGCCUUUCAGCUCGCGGCGAAGCAGCGCUAUUGGCAUCGAGAACAUCCAGGAGGUGCAAGAGAAAAGGGAAAGCCCAACCGGACCCGAAAAGACGCUGGAGAGCGGCCACAUUUCCCAGGAGCCAAAGUCGGAGAAUUCAUCCAACCAGAGCUCUCCGGAGAUGCCCACCACCAAGAACAGACCGGACCCUGCGGCCCCCAAACCGGACGUCCUUCGGGAUUGUUCGCGGUCCUCCUCCAGCGCCAGCAGUUUCGGAAGCGGCGCGGAGGAACACGAAGGCAGUCGCGACGACGACACUGGCAUGGAGAGCCAGUCUUCGUCCGGGACACCCCACAAGCGCGACUCCUUCGUCUAUAGCACUUGGCUGGACGACAGCCUCAGCACCACCAGUGGAGGAAGCUCCCCAGGUCUGUCCCGCUCUCCGCAGCCAGACCCCCGAAAGUCCACUGACCCUUCGUGUCCAGAAAUAAAAAUCCAGCUGGAGCAGACAGAACGGCCGCCUUCCCAAACGAGCUCCUAGCCUUCCCUUGCCCAGACUCCGUGGAUGUGCCACCCCUUUCCACAAGCACACGGCGAAGAAGCACAAGCGGAGGGAAAUGUGGAAGUCCGCCACCAUCGCCACGGCGCAGGACGACACUCCGGCCGGCAAAACCCGCUGGCCCAAGCCCCCGUCCUAAGUGGCCAUCUCUUCCUCCUCCCCAGUCUGCCCCAAACACAUUCCCAGUGACUCCCAGUUUGACAGAAAAGCAUGCUGGGAAUGGAAUUGUUUCCUCUGGACGCUGACUGGACCAGACUUGACCUGGGGUCUUUGGCAUGGUUGCCCCCAACCCGACCUUGUGUCUCUUUCCAUGAGCUGCGCUCAAGAACCCUCCCUGACCUCCCAGUUUGGCCACCCUAAACCAGACACCGCACUCCAGUGGAUCCCAGUCCAGACUCGAUCCAGAUGGAGAAGAAGCCACCCUUUGAAUCAAAACGUGGACAAUCAGAGAAAGCAAUCCAUGGCGGAGAUCCCGGUGUGGCCUGUUUCAAGAUGGAGGCAGAGAGUACGGUGUCCCAGCCUUCGCCGUCUUCCCAAGAAUGAUGUUGGGCGCGCGGUGGUCCUUUUCUCAUUUGUUCCUCUUCUGGAGCCAUCUUGGGGAAGAGGUGCCCCAGAAACCGGAGUCUGGAGCUGAGCCAUAUUGACCAUUUUGAGGGCAUAAGAAACAGCCCCAGAAUUGAGAAUCCAUGGCACCAAUUCACCCAAAUGCAAGAACUUUCCCCUAAAUCCCACCUUGGAUGCCAGCCAGCUGUUUCUAAAGCAGCGAGACCGCCAUACUUUUUCCAUUUGUCCUUCUGUCCACUCUUGACCAACGGAGGCAAGAGUCCAGCAAAGCCAUCCAGACCACCUGCCUUCAGCCACAGGGACCCUGAGACCCCUUUCUGAGCCUUUCUGCUGCAUCCCGCUCCUUGAACUUUUUUAUUUCCCAGUGGUCCAGCGCCUGCUGCUUGGGAUGACAGACCGAGGCCGAAGCUGGCCCUAAAAGACACCAUUGAUACCCCGUUUCCUAAAAGUACCCCAAAGCGGUGAGGGUCCGGGGCAGGCUGUGCCCCCCAGUUCUCCUCCUUGAUGUUUAUCCCAAAGAACAACCGACAAUCGCUGGAGACGUGUGUUUUCGUUAAUUCCCUUGUCGUCCGAUUUUCCCGCGGGGAUGACAACUGGCGCGGAAACCUAUCCUUUUUCUGCAUGCUGCGUCUUGUCCCUCGAGCAAAACUGGAGAGAGAUGGCGGCCGCCGCCAACGGACGCCAAAAGAAGGAAGAAGUCGUCCGAUUGUCACGCGGAAGAGCCCCCUCUCUGCCAGACGCCGCGGCUUUGCUUUGCGCUGCUGAUGCGAAUCCCCCUCCAUGCAAAGACUGGUGCCCAUCCAUGUUGUACGGGGGGAGGGGGGGUUAAGGGACUAGUACCUACUACAACCACACAACGGUUUUGCAACACAUUGUAAAGUGUCCCCUUUCUGUUGUGAAUAGAGUGGUCAGGGCUGCCAUUUGGGUGUCAAAAUCCCCCCCAAAAAAUAUCCGUAUUUAAUUUCUGAACUGCCUUCUUUAGGUGUGAGUAAGAGAAGAGGAAGGAAUAAUAGUAACGUAUGUGAAUGUUUGGACCUAUUUUAUGUCCGUGUCGUGUGUCAUCCAUCCAUCCUUGCCUUUGGUUUUGUUAUCUUUUGGGUUGUUAUCUUGUUAAAGAUGCACAAAAUCCACGAACGUUUAAAUUAAUGUUCAGGUAUUAAGAUCUUUUUAUUCCUUCCUCCGUUUUCUCCUUUUUCCCUUUCUUUCUCUUUUUUCUUUUGCUAACAUUUCGGUUCUUGGCGUUUUUACAAGAUGCACGAAAUACAUCCACUUUUAAACGAAUCUCCAGACUUUAAGCUCUUCCUCCUUUUCAUCCUCCUCUUCUUUAUUUUCUCCUUCCUUUCCUUUUUUUCCUCGCUUUUUCUCCAUUUCUAUUUUUAAAGGUCCCAAAAUUGUGCCGACGACGUUUUUUUUCCCGGCGAACCGAUGUACAAAAGCAAAAACGAAAUCUAUUUAUCUCUUCUUCUAAGAAAGGUUCUAUUUGUAAAAAAAAUGCUUUUUAAUUAAUAAUAAUAAUAAUGACCAGCUAGGAAAUAAUGAUAAUGAUAAUGAUAAUAAAAAACAAGGAGGAACCUGUGAGGUUGUGUCUACGUAAAUCUUGCAAGUUGUGUAUAUGAAGAAGUCGUCUUCAGCAAAAUGAAGCGGAUCCUCCAACAUUUUGCGGCCGAAGAAGAUGGUCAGGAUAAUACUAAUAGUAAUAUA
Messenger RNA from Sceloporus undulatus (fence lizard), 4721 nucleotides. It is a transcript of the gene RAP1GAP, whose product is annotated as RAP1 GTPase activating protein. Gene Ontology annotation, molecular function: GTPase activator activity. The coding region runs from base 273 to 2438 and encodes 721 amino acids. The record is from RefSeq and is a predicted model, not a curated record. Lineage: Eukaryota; Metazoa; Chordata; Lepidosauria; Squamata; Phrynosomatidae. The transcript is spliced from 24 exons. Gene Ontology annotation, biological process: regulation of small GTPase mediated signal transduction; activation of GTPase activity. Gene Ontology annotation, cellular component: membrane; cytoplasm.